Molecule: messenger RNA, 1710 nt
Organism: Saccharomyces kudriavzevii IFO 1802
Lineage: Eukaryota; Fungi; Ascomycota; Saccharomycetes; Saccharomycetales; Saccharomycetaceae
Gene: PGM2
Product: phosphoglucomutase PGM2
Exons: 1
Coding region: 1-1710 (569 amino acids)
Biological process (GO): carbohydrate metabolic process
Cellular component (GO): cytosol
Molecular function (GO): phosphoglucomutase activity; magnesium ion binding
Source: RefSeq, a predicted model, not a curated record
AUGUCAUUCCAAAUCGAGACGGUUCCUACUAAACCAUAUGAAGAUCAGAAACCGGGUACUUCUGGCUUGCGUAAAAAGACAAAGGUCUUCAAAGAUCAACCCAACUACACUGAAAAUUUCAUUCAAUCGAUCAUGGAGGCUAUUCCGGAGGGUUCUAAAGGUGCCACUCUUGUCGUCGGUGGUGAUGGUCGUUACUACAAUGAUGUCAUUCUCAACAAAAUUGCCGCUAUUGGUUCUGCCAACGGGAUUAAGAAGCUAGUUAUUGGCCAAUACGGUCUAUUAUCUACACCGGCCGCUUCUCACAUUAUGAGAACUUAUGAGGAAGAAUGUACCGGAGGUAUUAUCUUAACUGCAUCUCAUAAUCCAGGUGGACCAGAAAAUGACAUGGGUAUUAAAUACAAUUUAUCCAAUGGUGGUCCAGCCCCCGAGUCGGUCACGAAUGCUAUUUGGGACAUCUCAAAAAAGCUAACUAAUUAUAAGAUUGUCAAAGAUUUCCCUGAGUUGGAUUUAAAAACGAUAGGUAAGAAUAAGAAAUAUGGCCCAUUAUUGAUUGAUGUCAUUGAUAUUACAAAGGCUUAUGUUGAUUUCUUGAAGAAAAUUUUCGAUUUCGACUUAAUCAAGAAGUUUAUCGAUAACCAGCGCUCCACCAAGAACUGGAAACUGCUGUUUGACAGCAUGAACGGUGUUACUGGACCAUAUGGUAAGGCCAUCUUCGUUGAUGAAUUCGGUUUACCUGCAGAAGAAGUUCUACAAAACUGGCAUCCCUCUCCAGACUUCGGUGGUAUGCAUCCGGACCCAAAUCUAACAUAUGCCAGCUCGUUAGUGAAAAGAGUGGACCGUGAAAAGAUUGAGUUUGGUGCUGCUUCUGAUGGUGAUGGUGAUAGAAAUAUGAUCUACGGUUAUGGUCCAUCUUUUGUCUCCCCAGGUGACUCUGUCGCUAUUAUUGCUGAAUACGCUGCUGAAAUCCCAUAUUUCGCGAAGCAAGGUAUCUAUGGGUUGGCUCGUUCAUUCCCUACUUCAGCAGCCAUUGACCGUGUUGCAAAAGCUCAUGGCCUAAAUUGCUACGAAGUCCCAACUGGUUGGAAGUUUUUCUGUGCUUUAUUCGAUGCUAAGAAAUUAUCCAUUUGUGGCGAGGAAUCCUUUGGUACAGGCUCCAACCAUGUAAGAGAAAAGGACGGUGUUUGGGCCGUUAUGGCAUGGCUGAACAUCUUGGCUAUUUACAACAAACAUCAUCCUGAAAAUGAAGCCUCCAUCAAGACUAUACAGAACGAAUUCUGGGCCAAAUACGGCCGUACUUUCUUCACUCGUUAUGAUUUUGAGAAGGUAGAAAGCGAGAAAGCUAACAAGAUUGUUGACCAAUUGAGAGCUUACGUUACCAAAUCUGGCGUAAUCAAUUCCGCCUUCCCAGCUGAUGAGUCUCUGAAGGUUACCGACUGUGGCGACUUUUCAUACACUGAUUUGGAUGGUUCAGUCUCCGACCAUCAGGGUUUAUAUGUCAAACUCUCUAAUGGUGCAAGAUUCGUUCUAAGAUUGUCUGGUACGGGUUCUUCAGGUGCUACUAUUAGAUUAUACGUUGAAAAGUAUUGUGAUGAUAAGUCCCAAUAUCAAAAGACCGCUGAAGAAUACCUGAAACCAAUUAUUAACUCGGUUAUCAAGUUCUUGAAAUUUAAGCAAGUCUUGGGAACUGAUGAACCUACUGUUCGUACUUAA